Messenger RNA from Podarcis lilfordi (Lilford's wall lizard), 513 nucleotides. The record is from the annotation of a GenBank genome assembly. NCBI's taxonomy places the organism in Eukaryota, Metazoa, Chordata, Lepidosauria, Squamata, Lacertidae.
AUGGAGCCUGGUGGAAAAGGAUGCAACUCCUGGGCCUCAGUGCACUGGGACACACUGCUGAUACAGCAUGGAAGCCAGCCUCUGGCAGAGACCCUGCGCCCCAUGACCGACAGAGGGCAAACAGAGAGCUCCAGUGCAGGGCCCUCGGGGAUGUGGCAAGGGAUGCUGGGGGAGCCCUCUAGGUCCAUGCAGGGCUCUGGCUCUGACUGGCAAAAUGUCCUGUGCCAAGACAGAGAGAUGCAGGUUCUAGGGCUUGGUUGCCUGCAGACAGUCCUUAGAACCAGGAUCCGCUGUUUUUUCCCCUCCUACAGUUCCAGACCAGUUUGCACACAUGCCAUGUGUGUACGCAAACAGUUUGACAGGCACAAGGCCAGCAAAUUGAACGGUGAUGUAUUCCAUCAGUCUUGCUGCUUCUGCCAAGAGUUGUCUGCCUCCAGUUUUAAUCCCCCCCAGCAUAGCAUGAAUGCUCAUUUUCAUGACUGUUUGUUUGGUGCCCCAUUAACAUUUUUUUAA